Emericellopsis cladophorae is the source of this 255-nucleotide messenger RNA. RefSeq lists its product as uncharacterized. Bases 1 to 255 code for a protein of 84 amino acids. The record is from RefSeq and is a predicted model, not a curated record. Lineage: Eukaryota; Fungi; Ascomycota; Sordariomycetes; Hypocreales; Bionectriaceae. The transcript has a single exon.
AUGCAGCACGGUAUACCACGCAGCUACUGGACGAGUUUGAACACUACGGCCCCAAGUGCGUCCACAGGGUGCCUGGUACUCGAGCCUAUGGGCCCGAGUGUGAAUAUCAUGGUCGAGGAGUUGCCCCAGUUCAAACCUCGCAAGCGGGGAAUGAAGAUUCACUAUCCUCCUCAGAUGGCCAAGAGCACCCUCAAGCAGUCAUUGCAGGCACUGGCAUUUCUCCAUAAUAAUGGCAUCGCCCAUGGUGACUUCUGA